AUGCUGCGCUACUCCUCCGUCUACUCCGUCUUACACCUUGAUCCCGUCUCGUCCUUCUCCCCACUGACACCACACAAGUGCGAAUACCUCAGCGCCGUCGAUAGCUGCACGCACUGCCGCGAUGCCCACGUGCAGUGCACUUUCGACCUGCCACUGGCCCGACGCGGUCCCAAAGCCAGGAAGAAGAGCGAUCAGCCCGGCCAGCCACCUCCAGACCCGAGCUCCCUCUCCACCGGGGCUCGUGGAUCCGGCCAGAUGCCGCCGCCGUUGAGCUUCUCCGGCCCCGCAGCAGGUGGACUGCAGCAGCCCUUCAACUCGUCUUCGAUGUCGCCCGAGACGGCGUGGGAGCCCGUCGAGCCUCUCAGCAUCGAGAAUGGCCUGCCACGGCAGCCGCUGGGCGACCUGCCCGGCCUCUCCACAAUUCAGAACAUCUCGACUCGCCAGCGGUGGCUACACCUCGCCCACGCAAUGACGUUGCGCAACACGACGCUAGAACGGGUCUCGAAGCGAUGUAUCGACCUCUUCUUCGACUACCUCUAUCCUCUCACCCCCCUGGUGUACGAGCCUGCCCUCCGGGACGUCCUUGCAUACAUCUUCUCGCAGCCCUUGCCCGGCAUGAACCAACCAUCGCCGCUGUCGCAGCUCACGCCGGACGCGACCACUGGCACCACCCCCAUCAGUUCUGCCGAGUCGUGGACGGGCUUCGGCCAGCCCAGCGGCUCCAGGAUCGUUGGCAGCAGGCUGGCUCCUUGGGUCGACUCGACCUUCACCCUGGUCACGGCCGUCUGCGCAGAGGCGGCAUUCAUGCUACCCAAGGACAUUUUCCCCGAAGGAGAAUCCGUCUCGGAAAUCUUUCUCGAGGCCUCUCGCGACUGCCUUCACCAGCAUCUCGAGGCCGACCUGGAGAAUCCGACGGCCAACUCGAUUGCCAUCCGCUACUUCCACUCCAACUGCCUCCACGCCGCGGGGAAGCCGAAGUAUUCGUGGCACAUCUUUGGCGAGGCCAUCCGCCUGGCCCAGGUCAUGCACCUCCACGAGGAGGCUUCGCUCGAGGGGCUCGUCCCCAUCGAGGCAGAGUUCCGGCGCCGUUGCUUCUGGAUCUUGUAUCUGGGCGACAAGUCGGCCGCCAUACUCAAUAACCGUCCCAUCACCAUCCACAAGUACUGUUUCGACACGGGCAUCACUACCCUUUACCCGUCGGGCAUCGAGGAUGAGUUUCUGAACACGGCCUCGGAGCCGCCCAGAAAAAGCUUUAUUUCCGGGUUCAACGCAAACGUGCGGCUGUGGCAGUCGGCCGCCGAUCUGCUGCUGGAAAUCCGAGUGCUUCAGGACCAGAUGAUGCAGCAUUUUAGGGGCAGCAUGCCCCCCAACCACGUUCUGCCAUCUGCCGACAGGCAGCACCUCGACUCCCUCUAUGUCAGAUUCAUCACCUGCUUGGACGACCUCCCGCCGUACCUCCAGUCAUGCACGCUGGCCAUGGCAGCAAUGGCCGAGGGCAACGGGUCGGCCGAGUCCAAGCAGUACGUGAUCCAAUGCAUUAACCUGCAGGUGACGUUUCACUGUCUGCGCAUGGUGAUUACGCAGAAGUUUGAAGAUCUCUCUUAUUUUGCUCCUGGCGUUGAGCAGGCCGAUUUGAGGAAGUCGGAGAUUGUACGAGACAUGUUGAGAGUGAUGAACGAAGCGCCCUUUUGGGGCCUCCAGGCCAACGGCGAGCCAAACGUGGAAAAGAUUCGCCUUAUCGGAGCUAGUUUGUUAGCCAUUAUCCAUCGGAACCAGGAUUCACCCCUGGCGACGCGAGCUAGGAGCGACUUUACGGUGCUCUUGGAUAUUCUCACGCGGCUGGACUCCAAGGCCUCGGAUCAGCUUAGGAACACGUCUAAUACCGUUGUUGGCUAA
Messenger RNA from Trichoderma aggressivum f. europaeum, 1896 nucleotides. RefSeq names its product transcriptional regulator family: Fungal Specific TF. The transcript is spliced from 2 exons. NCBI's taxonomy places the organism in Eukaryota, Fungi, Ascomycota, Sordariomycetes, Hypocreales, Hypocreaceae. The record is from RefSeq and is a predicted model, not a curated record. The coding region runs from base 1 to 1896 and encodes 631 amino acids. Gene Ontology annotation, biological process: DNA-templated transcription. Gene Ontology annotation, molecular function: zinc ion binding; DNA binding.